AUGGCGGACCUUAAAGAACGCCUUCUCCCUCCAAAACCAGCAUCAGCUAUAAAUCUUAGAGAUUCAUCUUAUAGACCAUCCGCCUCUGGACGACAACCUUUCCAAAGUGUUGAUGUUCUGGGUUUGAAAAAGCGUGGCCAAGGAGUUCGAUCAUGGAUUCGUGUUGAUUCAUCUGGAAAUUCCCAAAUCAUCGAGGUUGACAAGUUCACUAUGAUGCGACGUUGUGAUCUACCUGCUCGUGAUUUACGCCUGCUUGAUCCUCUUUUUGUUUACCCCUCAACAAUCCUUGGUAGAGAGAAGGCUAUAGUUGUAAACUUAGAGCAGAUUCGGUGUAUUAUUACAGCUGGUGAGGUUCUACUUCUAAAUUCCCUUGACAGCUACGUAUUGCAUUAUGUAGUGGAGCUACAAAGGCGAUUGACGACACCAGGGGUAGGUGAGGUAUGGCAGUCCGAAGGUGCUGAAUUAAAUCGAAGGAGAAGUAGGAAUUUUGACAGUGUAUUUGGGAAUACAUCCCCUGACUAUUUGCCCUUUGAGUUUAGGGCUCUUGAAGUUGCUCUGGAAGCUGCCUGUACAUUCCUUGAUUCUCAGGCAGCGGAAUUAGAAAUUGAAGCAUACCCAUUACUAGAUGAACUGACAUCUAAGAUCAGUACAUUAAACUUGGAGCGUGUACGAAGAUUAAAAAGCAGACUUGUUGCCUUGACUCGGAGGGUUCAGAAGGUAAGGGAUGAGAUUGAGCAGCUCAUGGAUGAUGAUGGAGAUAUGGCUGAAAUGUAUCUCACUGAAAAGAAAAGUCGGAUGGAAUCAUCAUUCUACGGUGAUCAAUCUUUGAUGGGAUUUAGAUCAAAUGAUGGUGGGACAUCUAUUUCUGCUCCAGUUUCUCCUGUUUCAUCACCCCCUGAUCCACGAAAACUUGAGAAAAGCCUGAGCAUUGCAAGGAGCCGACAUGAGAGUAUGAGGAGUACUGAAAGUGCUACUGAGAAUAUAGAAGAGCUGGAGAUGUUGCUAGAAGCGUACUUUGUUGUCAUUGAUAGCACCCUGAACAAGUUGACAUCGUUGAAGGAGUACAUUGAUGACACAGAGGAUUUCAUCAACAUUCAGCUGGAUAAUGUCCGAAAUCAACUGAUCCAAUUUGAGCUUCUACUCACAACAGCAACAUUUGUUGUUGCCAUUUUUGGAGUUGUGGCAGGUAUCUUCGGCAUGAAUUUUGCCAUACCAUUGUUUGAUGAUGAGGGUGCAUUUAAAUGGGUCCUCAUAAUUACUGGCGUAACAGGAGUCAUAAUAUUUUCUGCGUUCGUAUGGUUCUUCAAGUACAGAAGACUUAUGCCUCUAUAG
Dovyalis caffra is the source of this 1332-nucleotide messenger RNA. NCBI's taxonomy places the organism in Eukaryota, Viridiplantae, Streptophyta, Magnoliopsida, Malpighiales, Salicaceae. The record is from the annotation of a GenBank genome assembly.